Budorcas taxicolor (takin) is the source of this 1896-nucleotide messenger RNA. RefSeq names its product methyltransferase like 25B (gene METTL25B). Gene Ontology annotation, molecular function: rRNA (adenine-N6,N6-)-dimethyltransferase activity. The record is from RefSeq and is a predicted model, not a curated record. The transcript has 8 exons. Gene Ontology annotation, biological process: rRNA modification. Lineage: Eukaryota; Metazoa; Chordata; Mammalia; Artiodactyla; Bovidae. The coding region runs from base 258 to 1685 and encodes 475 amino acids.
CCCGCCCCGCUAGUCUCAGACGUAGACACCUUGGCGCUGUGGGGCGUCGCGACCGGUGACGUCAGGGGUGCGCCUGAAGUCUUCGUCCCGAGCCUGGAAUCCCGGAAAGGCAGCAUCGGGCACCAGAUUCCGAACACUUUUUCUUCUGAGACCACCUGAAGUGCUGAGCCCAGCCCGGGUCCCAGACCCGCGUGGUUCUCACCCUGGUCCUCUCCUCAUUGCUUUCUCGCUUCCCGCGCCACCGUCUGGGCCCCGGAAUGCCCGGGGUCUCCGCCCGGCGCCUCUCUCACGAAGAGAGGAGACAGCUAGCGGUGAACCUCACCCGGGUCGUGACGCUCUACCGUUCCAUCCUGGACGCCUACAUCAUCGAAUUUUUCACAGACAACCUGUGGGGCACACUCCCUUGCUCCUGGCAGGAAGCCCUGGAUGGACUGAACCCGCCACAGCUGGCCACGCUGCUGCUGGGGAUGCCCAGAGAAGGGGAAGUGGCCAGGUACAGGUCGGUGUGGCCACUCACCCUGCUGGCCCUGAAGUCCACAGCCUAUGCCCUGGCCUUUACCCGGACGCCUGGGUUUCAGACCCCCUCAGAGUUCCUGGAGAAUCCCAGCCAGAGUUCCCGACUGACAGCUCCAUUCCGGAAACAUGUCAGGCCCAAGAAGCAGCAUGAGAUUCGGAGGCUGGGAGAGCUGGUGAAGAAGCUGAGUGACCUCACAGGCUGCACCCAGGUUGUCGAUGUAGGCUCAGGCCAGGGCCAUCUCUCCCGCUUCAUGUCCCUGGGGCUGGGGCUGAUGGUAAAGAGCAUUGAAGGGGAUCAGAGACUGGUGGAGAGAGCCCAGCGCCUAGACCAGGAGCUCCUACAGACUCUGGAGAAAGAGGAGAAGAGGAACCCAAAGGUGGUCCAGACUGGCCCUCGCCACCCCCCACACCACGUGGUUAGGUGGGUGGACCCCACGACCCUGUGUGAGGAGCUCCUGCUUCCGCUGGAGACCUCCCCUCAGAGCGGGGCCCGCCUGCUGCUGACGGGCCUCCACGCCUGUGGGGACCUGAGUGUGGCCUUGCUGAGGCACUUCUCCUGCUGCCCUGAGGUGGUGGCUCUGGCUUCAGUGGGCUGCUGCUACAUGAAGUUGAGUGACCCUGGUGGCUACCCACUGAGUCAGUGGGUGGCUGGGCUGCCCGGCUAUGAACUGCCCUACAGGCUUCGGGAGGGGGCCUGCCAUGCCCUGGAGGAGUAUGCUGAGCGGCUACAGAAAGCAGGCCCCAGCCUGCGAACCCACUGCUACCGCGCGGCACUGGAGACCGUCAUCCGGUGUGCCCAGCCUGAGCUCCGGCGGCCAGGCGUGCAGGGGAUUCCCAGGGUCCACGAGCUCAAGAUUGAAGAAUACGUGCAGCGGGGGCUACAGCGGGUGGGGCUGGACCCCCACCUGCCACUGAACGUGGCUGCCCUUCAAGCUCACCAGGCCCAGGAGAACCGUGUGGUGGCCUUCUUCAGCCUGGCCCUGCUGCUGGCCCCACUGGUGGAGACUCUGAUUCUACUGGACCGGCUGCUCUACCUUCAGGAGCAGGGCUUCCAUGCUGAGCUCCUACCCAUCUUCAGUCCCGAACUCUCUCCAAGAAACCUGGUUCUGGUGGCCACCAAAGGGCCUCUGGGUGAGGCCUUGUCUCUUCUGGAGACUGAAGACAGCUGACGCAGGCAGAGGAAGGGCGCAGCUCAGCCCCCAUCUGAAACUGCCAGGCACCACGCUAGGAGGCAGUCUUUGCCUCCUCAGCCAGAGAACCAGCAUCCUGCAUCCUCCCUGGCAUCUGGGUUCCCUGCAAACCAGCGUCAUACCCUUUCUCUCCCUGUGUAUGUUAUAUAAUAUUAUGCAGAAGUUUAUUUUCAAUUUAUUAAAAAAUUGA